ACGGAUUUCGUUUCAACUGGCAUCUUAGAAGAAGUUACCGCAAAUAAGGACUGACGGUCUUCUCAGAUGAGUUCUUUACACGAACUGAAUUAAUACACCAAGGUCUGCUUGGGAUUGUUUUGGGGCUAAAAUUGUUGGAUUUUGUAAUCGAUCCAGCAAGUAUUUCUGGUCCAUUGUGUCCUAACAAAGAACAAGCCAGGACGUUGAAAGACUACAGAAUCAAUCGUAACCUCAUUUCAUGUAAAAUUGGAGUUCCCCUCAUGAGAGGCUUGCCUUGUCAAUACAGCGGACAGGGAACAUUAAAUUAAAAAAUAUAAAGUGGAAAACCUGUCAAGGUUAAGCGGACGUCGUACGUACACUUUUGGACGACGAAUUGAAACGAGGCUAUAUGAAAACUUAAUCAUCAAUUGCUCUGUUCUGCAACAGUGUUAGUGAAAUAUCAAAUGUAUUUUGUCUGAUCUAAUUGUGUUAUACUGCCAUCAACAUUUCGCAUGCCUUGACGACAUUACCGUAAAUUAUAAGUCAUUGCAAGAAAAAGUAUGGCAAUGGAUCUUACAUACUCGACAAAUAUAACAGUUAACACGAGUGCAAUGGUACCCGACGUCAACGUUACUUCUGCCGACGGCAUACUGAACGUUCAGCCGUCGGGACUGAUGGAGUUUUCUACAGGUUAUGCUCUGCUACAUGGCUACAUAAGUGCUUGUGUAUGUACGUUUGGAUUUUUAGCAAAUAUAGCGAAUAUUGUGGUUCUAACCAGACCAAAUAUGAUAUCUUCUACAAACAUUAUUUUGACUUGGCUUGCUGUAGCUGAUCUGUUUACCAUGUUGGACUAUUUUCCUUUCGCCAUGCAUUUCUACAUAUUCAAAGACAGUGAUUUAGAUUUCCCUAAAACAAGAGGCUAUGGAUGGAUUAUAUAUCUUUUAUUUCAUGCCAGUUUCAGCGUUGUGUGCCACUCAGCGGCAAUUUGGUUGACGAUAGCAUUAGCAACAUUUAGAUUUAUUUGCAUCUGGUUUCCAACGACUGGCAGGCAACAUUGCUCGGUGCCAAGGGCAAAAAUGUGCGUCGCUGUAAUUAUUUGCGUUGUUAUUGUACUGUGUGUACCAAAUAUCAUCAUUAAUAACUUCGCACCAUACAAUAACAAUGCAAAUACUAAUAAAUCACAAUUUGAUAUGUGUUACAACAUUUCUUACCGAAGCGGAGGUGCCUUUGACCAUGUUGACAAGAUGAACAAAAUGAUACAAGCAAUUCUCUUUAAAAUAGUCCCCUGUGUUUUGCUGACAAUAUUGACAAUUUUGCUUGUGACGGCCAUGCACAAGGCCUACAAGAAGCGGAUGCGUCUCCGGAACCAGGGUCGGCGCGAGGAGUCAGACCGGCACGGAGAACACAACAGAACAACCGGUAUGCUACUCGCCGUCGUCGUUCUGUUCUUCAUCACAGAACUACCACAAGGAAUACUGACGAUUAUAACUUUAAUCAGUGAUACAUUCUUCUACCAAGUGUAUUUGCCUUUGGGAGAUAUCUUAGACAUUAUGGCUCUUUGUAACAAUGCUAUUAACUUUGUUCUGUACUGCACUAUGUCACGGCAGUUUAGAGAAACCUUUGUUGCAACAUUCUGUUGGUUCUGUCCAAAGAAGCGACCCGGCUGGAUGCAAAUGAAACUGAUCAAAUCUAAAACAGAACAGAACGGUAACACCAUGGUAACGGAACAUACCCACGUGUAACGGUAGAUAAUCCGUCUGUAUUAUUAAAAAGUCAUUUCUAUUACAGUUCAACGCCUUUGUAUAAGUUAUCUUGUAAAUGUUGUUAAUUACUCAUUUGUGAUAUUGGUACUUGUAAAAAUGUUUGAUUUAUCGUUUUGUCACGAUUUUUGUCUGCAAAAAUGUAUUUCAAAAUAACUGAUCAUACAUUUGUACAAACUCAUAGAGGGAAGAAAUAGACACGGACCUUACAGUAUUGUAUAAAUUAAUUUGUUUGUAUUAAAGCCAUCAGCGACACUCUUUUUACAAUUAUUAUACGCUUUAUUUAAUUUCAAUUGAAUGCUUGUGUAAACGUACACUUUUAGAUCGAAAGAAAAAUAAAUGUAUUUUAAGUCAUGAACAUUAAAAAUAUUGAAUAACAAUAUUGUGUUAUAUGACAAAACUUUUGGUCUCCUAUUUGUGUAUCAAAUCUAAGUAUUUUGUCAUACUUAUGUGAUAUAUAUAUAUAUAUACGACGUAAACGAUAUUCAUACGCCGUUACUUGUUUUUAUCAAUGCCAAAAUGCUUUUAAAGAUCAUUAUCAAAAUACUAGAAUUGUGAAAUGCAUAAAUGUAACACGACACGAGUUUUUGAAAUGCCCAGCGUAGUUUUCAGUGUAGUGUUUAUAUACUGGAAACAACCUGCAUUCGUAGAGCACUAGAGAUGACUGUUGCUUGUUUGUUUGGAAAACCGAGUGCCCGAAAAAAAGGAUUCUGACGAAUUGAAAAAUAGUGCCUUGUAAAUAGAUCUAAUCCCGUGUAUUGUAUUGCAAUGAAAUGUGAUGAUUAUUACAUUUCAUUUCAAUUGCUGAAUAAACGCGUAUCACAACUAUUGUUUAACAUAUAUGUGUUAAGAUAAUUUGCCAUGUUGUAUAAAGAUAUGUUUUUAUGGAAGGAAACCUUCUAACUUUCUUAUGUUUCGGAUUUGUUCAAACCUCAUAUAUCAUUCAACACUUUUAAUCAAUAUAUGAUUUGAAAAUCAGUAGCAACAAUCAACAUGUAUGCAAAAUAAUAUUCAGCGUCAAUAUAGUAUGGUGAGUAAAAACAUAUUGAAUAAAAUACUGUUUUAUGAUGAAAAAUGAAAAGGUAGUUUUUAUAAUAUUAACCUAGCGAUUCCCCGAUAUGGUUAGUCGCUAUUCGUUUUCAAACAUUUCAUAUUUGAAAAUGUAUUUUGAUAUACUUAUCUGAAAGCAAUAACGCGUAAAUCUUUGUUACUUAUAGGUAUCAUUUAAUAACAUGGUAGCGUGCAUCAAUGAAUAAUAACAAGAACGUUUAAAAAUCAUUUGCUUCAAUGAAUGAGAAAAUUGUAGUGAACCAUACUGCCGUAAGGAGUACUACAACAUAUAACAUCUCGUUCUCGUUUUAAGAUUUCCGACGGACAAAUAAAAUGUCUAUUAUUAUAACAAAAACCUCAUAUGCUUUAAUGAAAGAAAAAAAUACCGUCAUCAACACGGCCUUAAGUAGUACUACUUCUUAUAACAUCUCGGUCUCGUUUUAAAAUUUUCGAUGGACAAAUAAUCAUUUCAUUUGACGAGAAUGUUAAGUAUUGAAGCCUGGUUACCCCAUACAUCCUUAAAAUGGAUUAAAUGGAGACUGCUAUGCAAAAUAAAUGACUGAAAAUAUGUAACAGAUAAAUGUCAUUGUCCAUUAUUUAUACUGAAAUUGGAGAUAAAUUGACCUUUUUAACACUAUUUAUUUAGGCCUCAAAAGCUCCAAUAUAAUAUUAUUUUCGGAAUACGUUUUGGAUAUUACUUAUAAAACGACCAAAAUAAGAAGGUUAACAUUGAUACAACACUUAUAUUAUUGUAAAUCGGAAACCUUAAAACGUUAAUACGAAUUACUCAAUUCAACGUCCUAAUGGAUGAAAACCAGAUUUAUAAAAUAUUAUGAAAGCUUUUCUUGCUUUUAUUAUGGUUUUAAUGGAAUGUUGAUUUUCAGUUUAAUAUAAAAAAUGUUUUUUUAAAAAAAUAGAAGAAAGUGAUUUUUGAAAGUAUUCAAAAUGCAUACAUCAUAAGUUUGUGUAUUAGGAAUUUUUGUGUAUCCCAUUUUUAAUAGGCUUUUUCGAGUUGGUUAAGCCUCUUUUAGAUAUGUUUAAGGGAAUACCAAUUAAAUCCUCUGAGGGAUUUUGAGUUUGUUGAUUUCAUUGAUUCAUUGUCAAAUAUAAUGAUAACAUAAUUUUAACAUCCGAAAAUGUAUAUACAUAUAUAUAUGCAUAUAGAAUACUUGCACGUUUUACUUUGUAAUUUCCAGUGAUAGAGUGUGAUCAUAGGAUAUUUGAAUAAAUGAAGAACAUUAUAUAA
Messenger RNA from Mya arenaria, 4035 nucleotides. Its product is annotated as G-protein coupled receptor dmsr-1-like. Bases 540 to 1721 code for a protein of 393 amino acids. Gene Ontology annotation, cellular component: membrane. Gene Ontology annotation, biological process: G protein-coupled receptor signaling pathway. NCBI's taxonomy places the organism in Eukaryota, Metazoa, Mollusca, Bivalvia, Myida, Myidae. The transcript has 2 exons. The record is from RefSeq and is a predicted model, not a curated record. Gene Ontology annotation, molecular function: G protein-coupled peptide receptor activity.